GUUAAGCGUUUCCAAAUUGAGUGCUACCAUGAAGGCUAUUUCAUCCUCCUGCAUCCACCACCAUCUCCCGGUGGCUCACCACCGCCGCACCAACCAGACUUUCAUUAUUCGUGGCUUUCAAGAAGUUGCCACGCUCCCCAAACAGCAGAGCGCCAGCUCUCGCCUAUCCCAAUCGCUCUCAAACCUCCUUCGUCUCCAUGUUGACACCCCUCCUAGAACUGACUUUCAGAGUUCUACUGGUAUUUCUCUCAUUGAUGAGAAGCACUCCACUCCAACAUGUUCUCCCAAAGAAGACAUAUCGAACAAAUGGAGCGAAAUUCAUGGUUCCUGUGAUUGGGACAAUCUUCUUGACCCUCUUCAACCUUGGCUUCGCAGAGAGAUUGUCGAGUAUGGAGAAUUCGCGCAGGCGACUUAUGAUGCAUUUGACUUCGAUUUAUUCUCGGAGUAUUGUGUUGAGAUAUUAUGAAUGCUUUCCUUAUAUCAUUAUUUCCUUAUAUCAUUUAGU
Molecule: messenger RNA, 505 nt
Organism: Vitis riparia (riverbank grape)
Lineage: Eukaryota; Viridiplantae; Streptophyta; Magnoliopsida; Vitales; Vitaceae
Product: phospholipase A1-Igamma1, chloroplastic-like
Exons: 1
Coding region: 29-466 (145 amino acids)
Molecular function (GO): glycerophospholipase activity
Source: RefSeq, a predicted model, not a curated record